Molecule: messenger RNA, 2337 nt
Organism: Lepus europaeus (European hare)
Lineage: Eukaryota; Metazoa; Chordata; Mammalia; Lagomorpha; Leporidae
Product: male-specific lethal 3 homolog
Exons: 1
Coding region: 101-1171 (356 amino acids)
Biological process (GO): chromatin organization; regulation of DNA-templated transcription
Cellular component (GO): MSL complex; NuA4 histone acetyltransferase complex; nucleus
Source: RefSeq, a predicted model, not a curated record
GCCGCCGGGCGCCCGCGGUUGACGCCGCCCCCUGACGUCUCCCGGUGGGGGAGGAGAGCGCCCAGGACCGGGCGGGGGCGCCCCGGAGCCGCGGCCGGCCAUGGAGGACAGAGCCAUCGCCCUGGAGAUCCCCGAGGUCCUGAAGAAGCAGCUGGAGGACGACUGCUACUACGUGAACCGGAGGAAGCGGCUGGUGAGGCUGCCGUGCCCGACCAGCAUCGUCACCAUCCUGGAGUCGUACGUGAAGCACUUCGCCAUCAACGCCGCCUUCGCCGCCCACGAGAGGCCCCGGCACCACCACGCCGCCGCCGCGCCCGCCGGCCUGAGCGCGCACUGCGUCCCGGCCGAGAAGAACGUGGACCUGUGCAAGGAGAUGGUGGACGGGCUGCGGAUCGCCUUCGACCACGCCCUGCCGGCGCUGCUGCUCUACCCGCACGAGCAGGCUCAGUACAGGAAGGUCACCUCGGCCAAGUUCUUCCUGCCCAUCAAGGACGGCGCCGCCCACGCCGGCAGGAGCCAGGAGGAGCUCUCGCCCAGCCCCCCUCUGCUGAACCCGUCCACGCCGCAGGCCGCCGAGGGCCAGCCGGCCGCGGCCGAGCCGGCCACCCCCAAGCGGCGCAGGGCCGAGCCGGAGGCCCUGCCGUCCCUGCGACGGUCCACGCGCCACAGCGCCGGCUGCGACAGGCCAGCCGAGAGCGGCGCCUCGCCCCAGCCCAGGCGCCGGCAGCCGGACCCGGCCGGCGCCAUGCCCAAGCUGUUCCUGCACCUGGACAAGAAGACGCCCGUGCACAGCCGAUCGUCCUCGCCCAUCCCGCUGACGCCCAGCAAGGAGGGCGGCGGGGUGUUUGCCAGCCUGGAAGGGAGGAGGACCAACGAGAUCAACGAGGUGCUGUCCUGGAAGCUGGUGCCCGACAACUACCCGGCGGGUGACCAGCCGCCUCCGCCCUCGUCUAUCUACGGGGCCCAGCAUCUGCUGCGCCUGUUUGUAAAACUCCCAGAAAUCCUUGGGAAGAUGUCGUUUUCCGAGAAGAACCUGAAGGCCCUCCUGAAGCACUUCGACCUCUUUCUGAGGUUUCUGGCCGAGUACCACGACGACUUCUUCCCGGAGUCGGCCUACGUGGCCGCUUGUGAGGCGCAGCACAGCACCAAGAGCCCCAGGGCCAUGUACUGAGGGCGACCGGUCCCUGAGGGCCCGUGAGCCGCAGCCGUGGGCCUCGUUUUGGCCCCGCCUGGCUGUGGAAUGUCCUAGAGCCCUUUGUGUAAACGGUUGUGGUUGGUGCUUAAAAAAAAAUACUGAUGGAAUCUGUGGAUUCAAAAGGCUUCCAUAGCCUAGGCAGCUCAUGUCAAGAGCCUCGGGUGAUCUCUGACGUCACAAAUAAGAGUGUCAAUUGUUAAAUCAACAACAGGAGUCACUGUGCACUAACUCCCUGUGCAGGACCUCUGUCCUCAAUUAGUUGUAUUAUAACUCUGUCUAAGUGCUUCCAAAAGAUGUAUCAUUCUUGGGUGAUUCUUUAAAGUUAAUUAAAUUUCUUAAAAGAAAAAAAGAAGUGAAAUUAACUUCAAGAUGCAUUGACUUUGAACAGCUCUUGUCUCAAGUAUUGAGGAAGAGGUGAUUUUUUUUCUUUCUUUUUUUUUGGGGGGGGGGCAACUUGUUUAGUUAGUAUAGAGUAUCUUUAGUUAGUAUAGAGUUGGUGUUCCGUGUAUAAAGUGAAUCAAAAAUGGAUCUUAGUGGAGAAUGGGACUGAGAAGGGGAGAGGGAGGAGGAGUAAUGGGGUGGGAGAGUGGGUGGGAGGGCAGGUAUGGUGGGAAGAAUCACUAUAUUCCUAAAGCUGUACUUAAGAAAUGCAUGAAGUUUGUAUUCCUUAAAUAAAAAAUUUCUUUGGGGAAAAAAGGAAAUAAAAACCACCAUUAAAGACUUGGGAUUUUAGCUGAUAGAAUGAAAGUAUUUUAGUGGGAUAAGAGAAUAUUAAAACAAAUCUUGGGGCACAGGGGGUUAAGCUGCCACUUGUGACACCUGCAUCCCAAGUCAGAGUGGCAGUCUGAGUGCCAGCUGCUCCCCUUCCAAUCCAGCCUCUGCCUACUGCACCUGGGAAGGCAGCAGAUGAUGGCCCAAGUGCCUGGGUCCCUGCAACCCAUGUGAGAGACCAGAAUGGAGUGGCAGGCUCCUGGCUUUAGCCUAGCCCAGGUCUGGCUGUUGUGGCCAUUUGGGGAGUGAACCAACAGUUGGAAGCCGGCGCCUCGGAAGAUCUCUGUCUGUGUGUAUCACUGUUGUUCAAAUAAAAAAUCCUUUUUAAAAUCAUGAAAACAAAUAAAUACAAUGCUUAUUUUUUUAUUUUA